AUGGGUGAACUGACAACCGGUAGGGGCCUGAAUCAACAACUUGGUCUUUCAAGAGCUUGUGAUACUCGUUGGGGAUCUCAUUAUAAAUCCUUUAACAAUUUUAUUCUUAUGUUUGGCUCUAUUCUUGAAGUUCUUGAAUCACUUGCUCUUGAUGCACGAAGUAUGGAUGAAAGAGCCAAAGCAACGGGACAUCUUGAAUCUUGUCGAACAUUUGAGAUUGCGUCGUUCAUGUUGCAUUUGAUGAGAGAUAUAUUAGCAAUCACAAAUGAGCCCAAUAAAUGCUUACAAGGAAAGGAGCAAAAUGUUGCAAAUGCCAUGCUACUUGUUGAAGUAGCAAACAAAACAAUAAUGAGGAUGACUGAAUUAUAUCCAGAUGAUUUUGAUGAAUUUAAUAUGGAUACUCUUGAGAAUCAACUUGCAAGUUACAUUGUUGAUGUUCGUGAUGUUGAUGAAAGGUUCUCUGAUCUAAAUGGACUUUGUGAUCUUUCCAAAAGAUUAGUCCAAACAAAAAAACAUUCAAAUUAUCCUCUGGUUUUCCGCUUAGUGAAACUUGCUCUACUUCUACCAAUGGCCACUGCAUCCGUUGAAAGAGCUUUCUCGGCAAUGAAGUUUAUCAAAAAUGACUUGCGAAGUCAAAUGAGUGAUGGUUUUUUUAGUGGUUGUUUGGUGCCUUUUGUAGAAAAAGAUGUAUUUGAUAGUAUUCCUAAUGAUGUUAUUAUUAAGACAUUUCAAGAUAUGAAACCUCGUAGAGUACAAUUGUAA
Messenger RNA from Solanum tuberosum (potato), 762 nucleotides. RefSeq lists its product as uncharacterized. The record is from RefSeq and is a predicted model, not a curated record. NCBI's taxonomy places the organism in Eukaryota, Viridiplantae, Streptophyta, Magnoliopsida, Solanales, Solanaceae. Bases 1 to 762 code for a protein of 253 amino acids. The transcript has 2 exons. Gene Ontology annotation, molecular function: protein dimerization activity.